GAGAUCAGCAAAAUCUCGAAGCAGAAGUCCAUAUUCAUCAAGGCACUCAAGGUCUCGUAGCAGACACAGGUUGUCUAGAUCCAGAAGUCGUCAUUCAAGUAUUUCUCCUAGUACAUUGACUCUGAAGAGUAGCCUGGCUGCUGAACUGAACAAAAACAAAAAAGCAAGAGCUGCUGAGGCAGCCAAAGCUAGUGCAAAAGCUUCCAAUACUUCAACACCUACUAAGGGAAGCACUGACACUGCUGUAAGUGCGCCUCAAGUGAACAAUGUAAAGGACCUGAAGAAAAUAAAAACUGAGCAUACGCCUUCUCCUACAAGCAGCGCAAAUUUGAAAAAUGACAAGGCAAAGGCAAAAGUCUCGCUUCCUGAAACAAAAGGAGAAAAUAAUUUAAUUGCAGACAAAAUUACUAAGCAGAAACCCACAGCAGUAAAAGAGAAUAAAUUAACUGUUGUAAAACAGCCACCAGUCACUGUAAAAGAGAAAAGCAAACCAAGUACACCAAGUGUAGUAACCAAGGACAAGGAUCGAAUUGUUGCACUACCAACCUCCACACUGCCACCCUUGCCUUUGCCUCCCACGCUGCCUGAAGAUAAAGAAACUGAUAGUUUGCGAGAGAAUCUUUCCGUGAAGUCAGUUAAAGAAGCAGAGAAGAAACUUCGCCAUCUGCUUGCAGACUUGCCACUUCCACCUGAGUUGCCAGGAGGAGCUGACUUAUCCAAAAGUCCUGAAGAAAAGAAACCAGCAGUUCAGUUACACAGCAAGAGAAGACCAAAAAUAUGUGGACCACGACAUGGUGAAACAAAAGAAAAAGAAAUAGAUUGGGGAAAGCGCUGUGUGGAUAAAUUUGAUAUCAUUGGUAUUAUUGGUGAAGGCACUUAUGGGCAAGUUUACAAAGCUAGGGAUAAAGACACAGGGGAAAUGGUGGCACUAAAGAAAGUACGUCUGGAUAAUGAAAAGGAAGGGUUUCCAAUUACAGCUAUUCGGGAGAUUAAGAUUCUGCGACAGCUUAAUCACCAAAGUAUUAUCAACAUGAAGGAAAUAGUGACAGAUAAGGAAGAUGCUUUGGACUUCAAGAAGGACAAAGGUGCAUUUUACCUGGUAUUCGAAUAUAUGGACCAUGACUUGAUGGGACUGCUGGAAUCUGGUUUGGUUCAUUUUAAUGAAAACCAUAUUAAAUCAUUUAUGAGACAGCUGAUGGAGGGCUUGGCCUAUUGCCAUAAGAAGAACUUUUUGCACAGGGAUAUCAAAUGUUCAAAUAUUCUACUAAAUAAUAGAGGGCAGAUAAAGCUUGCAGAUUUUGGGCUUGCUCGGCUGUACAACUCAGAAGAAAGCCGACCAUAUACCAACAAAGUUAUUACAUUAUGGUAUCGGCCUCCUGAACUUCUGCUUGGAGAAGAAAGAUACACGCCAGCUAUCGAUGUCUGGAGCUGUGGCUGCAUCCUGGGGGAACUUUUUACAAAAAAACCAAUAUUUCAAGCAAAUCAAGAACUUGCUCAACUGGAACUUAUAAGCCGAAUUUGUGGGAGUCCUUGUCCAGCAGUGUGGCCUGAUGUUAUAAAAUUAGCUUAUUUCAACACAAUGAAACCAAAGAAGCAGUACCGUCGAAAACUGAGAGAAGAGUUUGCUUUCAUCCCACCAGCUGCAUUAGAUUUAUUCGAUUAUAUGCUUGCUCUGGAUCCCAGCAAGCGCUGCACAGCCGAACAAGCUCUUCAGUGCGAGUUUCUGCGAGACGUGGAACCGUCUAAAAUGCCUCCUCCAGACCUUCCUUUGUGGCAAGAUUGCCAUGAGCUGUGGAGUAAGAAACGCAGAAGACAGAAGCAGAUGGGCAUGACUGAUGACUCAACAGCAACUAAAGUCCCUAGGAAGGAUCUGUCUCUAGGCAUGGAUGAGAGCAGAACCAACACCCCACAAGGCAUGCAAACUUCUUCCCAACUCAAAACUCAGGGCAACUCUAGUGUAGCACUUGCAAAAACAAGCACUGGACAGCAGUUAAACCAGAAUGAAGUGGCAAUCCUGCUAAACCUGCUACAGUCUAAAACAAGUGUUAGUUUGGCACAGUUUGCCCAAGUGUUGAAUAUUAAGGUAAACCCAGAGACUCAGCAGCAACUAAAUAAAAUAAAUCUUCCUGCUGGAAUUUUGUCAGCAGGUGAAAAACAGUCAGAACAGCAGCAGCAGCCGCCACCGCCUCCACCACCACCACCGGAACAGGAGCCUCUAAAACAGCCGACCGUCACGCAGCCUCCUGUACCACCUGCUCAACUGAGUCAGCCUAAAGUUGAGACUGAUGCUGCCCAGGCAGCUGUACAGAGUCAAGAGGAUUUGGUUAGGCAGUCUGAGAUGAGGCUUCUAAACAGAACACCCGAACAAGAACGCCCUCGGAUCUUGCCUCCAGACCAGCGUCCCCCAGAACCACCGGAGCCUCCACCUCUCACUGAUGAAGACCUUGAUUAUCGGACAGAGAACCAGCAUUUGCCUAUAACUAACUCUUCAGGAGCAGAUCCUCACGCAGGAGUGAAAGCAGCUCUUCUGCAGCUGCUUGCUCAGCAUCAAGCUCAGGCGACAACGGAGGAGCCAGUACAAGCGAGUGUGGAUUACCAGGCUAGAGACUCCUACGUAACAGGCCCAGACUACAAGGAUAGCUUUGGAUCAUCUUCCUUCUCAUCCGCCCAUUAUGGCGGUAGCGAUGGAAUAGGAAGUGGAUCAUCAGGAGCAUUAGAAAGGAGGAGCUUCCUUGGAAACUCCGAUAUUCAGUCUUUGGAUAACUACAGUACUGCUUCAUCUCACUCUGGUGGUGGCCCUCCUCCGUCGGCCUUUUCAGAAUCCUUUCCCAGCUCAGUAACUAGUUAUGGAGACAUUUACCUCAACACUGGCCCCAUGCUAUUUAGUGGAGAUAAAGACCAUAGGUUUGAAUACAGCCAGGGCCCAAUUCCGGUUCUGGGGAGCAGCAGUGAUGCUUCUGCAGGGCCAGAGAGUACGCACUCUUUGCCCACGAAGAUGCACAACUAUAACUACGGAAGUAACUUACAGGAAAAUCCCAGUGGCAUCAGCCACAUGCAUGGACAGACUUGGACUUCUCCUGCCCAAGGACCUGGCUAUUCCCAAGGAUACAGGGGACACAUUAGCACAUCUGCAUUGAAAAUCCUGGUUUGUAUAUGGCUAACCUACCACAUUGUAGAGCAUGGAGAAACUCACUUCUCUAACAACGUAGUGUUUGAGGAUCUGGCAGAUGAGAAAUGGAGAGAGAGUCAUGCUGCUUACGAUGUCCCUCCCUGCUCUCGGCAGGACGACGCUGCGGCUGCUGCCUCCUCCAUGUCCUUCUGGCUCACGGGGGUUCGUGCAGGGCUGAUGCCCGUUCACACUCCGAGGAGGAGGAGGUCAGAGGGGCAGGGUACGGCCUGGGAGUGCUCAGAGACGUGGUGGCACAGUGGCAUCCUCCUGCCUUGCAAAGAGGUUGGUUUUGAUCUGAGUUUCCUUUGUGGAGUCAUGGUAUCUGCAGCGUUUGGAUCCAAGACCCGGGUGCACAUCCAUUCGUUCCCAGUCGGAAGCAUCGUUCGCCUCCUGGAAUAG
This is a messenger RNA of Balearica regulorum gibbericeps (East African grey crowned-crane), 3568 nucleotides long. NCBI's taxonomy places the organism in Eukaryota, Metazoa, Chordata, Aves, Gruiformes, Gruidae. The record is from RefSeq and is a predicted model, not a curated record.